This is a messenger RNA of Procambarus clarkii (red swamp crayfish), 2304 nucleotides long. The record is from RefSeq and is a predicted model, not a curated record. Lineage: Eukaryota; Metazoa; Arthropoda; Malacostraca; Decapoda; Cambaridae.
AUGGGGGCCGUCCGCCGGGCACCUAUCCUCACCUCUUGUGAGGAUGAGGGCCGGCCGCCAGAUGGCAUAAUACCAACAUGCUUCUGGGGCAAUGAUGACAACCCUCCAUGCUUCUGGGGCAAUCUUGACAACCUUCCAUGCUUCUGGGGCAAUGUUGACAACCUUCCAUGCUUCUGGGACAAUGCUGACAACCUUCCAUGCUUCUGGGACAAUGCUGACAACCCUCCAUCCUUCUGGAACAAUGUUGACAACCCUCCAUGCUUCUGGGACAAUGCUGACAACCUUCCAUGCUUCUGGGGGAAUGCUGACAACCUUCCAUGCUUCUGGGACAAUGCUGACAACCAUCCAUGCUUCUGGGACAAUGUUGACAACCCUCCAUGCUUCUGGGACAAUGUUGACAACCUUCCAUGCUUCUGGGGCAAUGCUGAAAACCUUCCAUGCUUCUGGGGCAAUGCUGACAACCCUCCAUGCUUCUGGGGCAAUGCUGACAACCUUCCAUGCUUCUGGGGCAAUGCUGACAACCCUCCAUGCUUCUGGGACAAUGCUGACAACCCUCCAUGCUUCUGGGACAGUGCUGACAACCUUCCAUGCUUCUGGAGCAAUGCUGACAACCCCCCAUGCUUCUGGGACAAUGUUGACAACCCUCCAUGCUUCUGGGACAAUGCUGACAACCCUCCAUGCUUCUGGGACAAUGCUGACAACCUUCCAUGCUUCUGGGGCAAUGCUGACAACCCUCCAUGCUUCUGGGACAAUGCUGACAACCUUCCAUGCUUCUGGGAUAAUGCUGACAACCCUCCAUGCUUCUGGGACAAUGCUGACAACCUUCCAUGCUUCUGGAGCAAUGCUGACAACCCUCCAUGCUUCUGGGACAAUGUUGACAACCCUCCAUGCUUCUGGGACAAUGCUGACAACCCUCCAUGCUUCUGGGACAACGUUGACAACCCUCCAUGCUUCUGGGGCAAUGUUGACAACCCUCCAUGCUUCUGGGACCAUGCUGACAACCUUCCAUGCUUCUGGGACAAUGUUGACAACCCUCCAUGCUUCUGGGACCAUGUUGACAACCCUCCAUGCUUCUGGGACAAUGAUGACAACCCUCCAUGCUUCUGGGACAAUGAUGACAACCCUCCAUGCUUCUGGGGCAAUGUUGACAACCCUCCAUGCUUCUGGGACCAUGCUGACAACCUUCCAUGCUUCUGGGACAAUGUUGACAACCCUCCAUGCUUCUGGGACCAUGUUGACAACCCUCCAUGCUUCUGGGACAAUGAGGACAACCCUCCAUGCUUCUGGGACAAUGAUGACAACCCUCCAUGCUUCUGGGGCAAUGUUGACAACCCUCCAUGCUUCUGGGACAAUGUUGACAACCCUCCAUGCUUCUGGGACAAUGUUGACAACCCUCCAUGCUUCUGGGACCAUGUUGACAACCCUCCAUGCUUCUGGGACCAUGUUGACAACCCUCCAUGCUUCUGGGACCAUGUUGAUAACCCUCCAUGCUUCUGGGACCAUGCUGACAACCUUCCAUGCUUCUGGGACCAUGUUGACAACCCUCCAUGCUUCUGGGACAAUGAUGAGAACCCUCCAUGCUUCUGGGACAAUGAUGACAACCCUCCAUGCUUCUGGGACAAUGUUGACAACCCUCCAUGCUUCUGGGACCAUGUUGACAACCCUCCAUGCUUCUGGGACCAUGCUGACAACCUUCCAUGCUUCUGGGACAAUGCUGACAACCCUCCAUGCUUCUGGGACAAUGUUGACAACCCUCCAUGCUUCUGGGGCAAUGUUGACAACCCUCCAUGCUUCUGGGACAAUGAUGACAACCCUCCAUGCUUCUGGGACAAUUUUGACAACCCUCCAUGCUUCUGCGGCAAUGUUGACAACCCUCCAUGCUUCUGGGACAAUGUUGACAACCCUCCAUGCUUCUGGGACAAUGUUGACAACCCUCCAUGCUUCUGGGACAAUGAUGACAACCCUCCAUGCUUCUGGGACAAUGCUGACAACCUUCCAUGCUUCUGGGACAAUGUUGACAACCCUCCAUGCUUCUGGGACAAUGCUGACAACCUUCCAUGCUUCUGGGACAAUGUUGACAACCCUCCAUGCUUCUGGGACAAUGCUGACAACCUUCCAUGCUUCUGGGACAAUGUUGACAACCCUCCAUGCUUCUGGGACAAUGUUGACAACCCUCCAUACUUCUGGGACAAUGAUGACAACCCUCCAUGCUUCUGGGGCAAUCUUGACAACCCUCUAUGCUUCUGGGACAAUGUUCUUCUGGGACGUGUGGUUCGACCACACGUGUGUGAAACAGUCCUAUAA